AUGAUAACUUAAAAUAAAAAGAUACUUUAUUAAGAUAUGACCAAAUUAGAAUAAAUAAUGAGCGAGUUUAAAUUAAAUUUUUAUUCAUUUAUGAAUCAUAUUAUUCAAGAAAAUAUAAUUUCAUUAUAUAUUUUUAGAAUAUUUAUUAUUAUAGAAUCUUUAUAAAUUAUAUAUUUUGUAAUUCAUCCUCGCUUAAAAUUUAUAUGGAAAGGAGGAAUAGUUUUAUAAUUUUUAGAAAUUUUAAAAUAUUUAUAAGUAAUAAAAACUAUUUAUCUAUAUUAUAUAUAUAUAUAUACACAAAUGCAAAUUAGUUUUAAUUUCUUAUUGAUGAAAUAAAUAUCGAUUUAAUGUAAACAUUAAUAAUCAUUAGGAAUAUUAGGAUAUGGUUUUAAGUUGUUAAAUUUUUUCGGAAUUUUAGUAAAAACAGUGUAGGCACUUCCUUUUUAUGAUAUUUUUAUAAAUAAUAUAUUUUGUUUAUAAAAUAAAUUCGGUAGUAUUUAUUGCAAUAACGAAUAUAAAAUUGGGUUUAUAUUAUUAUCUAUCAUCGGUAUUUUAAUUUAGUUAUUUUUUUCUUAUAUUUUUACUUUAUUGUUAAAUGAAAUUAAUCCUUUAAGUAAUAUUCCUUUUGCAUCUAUUCCGACAAAUAUUCCAUAUAUAAAAUAAAUUUAAAAACUUUUUUUAUGUGUAUAUUUGGCUUUAGAUUAUAAAAUCAGUAUUACAUAUAAUUUUGAAAUUAUAAUUGUAGCUUUUUAGGUUGUUUUAUUAUUGGAAUUAUAUAGUAAGUAGCUUUAUUGUAAUAAAUAUACUUAUUAUUUAUAAAUUAUAUGUGAGAUUUUUAUUUUUUGGAUCAGUUUAUGUGGUUUUGUGUAAGGUUUAAUGAUUUACGAAGGGGAAAAUGAGGAUAUUACAAUUUUUUAUAUUAUUUUUGGAAAUAUAUUGGUUAAUGCGUUAUUUUUUAAUAUAAUUAAAAUUAGAAAAUAAAAUUUUAUAACUCUUUUUCCUGAUGAAAUUAAAAAUUCAGAUGAUAUGAAAUAGUAUUGUCUUAUCAUGAUUGAUUUAAUAGAAAAUAGACAUAGUAGAUAUGCUUUUAUUUAACUUUAAGGUAUACUUAAAAUGCAUGUGUAAAAAUGUAAGUACAAUCAAGAUAUUUGUUCGAGUUAAUUUUUAAUUAAUAGUGAUAUUUAAAUAGAAGUCACUAAAGAAUAAGCUAAAUGGUAUAUGUUUUUAAAAAGCAUUAUUGAUAUUAUAAAUGAUGAUUUUGAAGCUUAAGAGUAUUUAGAAAAAGCAGCUUAUGUAAGUAAAAGUUAAUUAGUGAACAAAUAAUUUUCUGAUAAUAAAAAUAUGAAAUAUAGUGAAAAUUCAAAUACUGGUAUACUAUUAAUGAGUGCAAAUUUAUCAACUCGAUUUUAUGUUUAAAAUACAAAUUAUGAUUUUACAAGAAUAUUAGGAUGGCCUAAAUAAGAAAUUAUAGACCAAAAUAUAAAAAAUCAUAUAAUGCCUAAAUUAUUAUAAUAAAUACAUGAUGGAUUAGUAUAGAAUUAUAUAGAUACUUCAGUACCAAAGGCAAUUGGUAUAGAAAGAUUAAUUACUCCUGUAAAUAAGGAUGGUUAUUUAAUUCCAUGCAUAUUAAUGAUAAAGAUUCUUCCUAAUUUAGACGAAGGUUUAUAAUUUGUUGGUUUUUUUAAAGAAAUAAAUGAAGUUUAUUGUGCUCCAUAUAUAAGAAAUGAUGAUAACUAAGAGACAAUUUUUUAAUAUUUAAUAUACAAAGUAGACUAAAAUUUACAAAACUAAACUCUAAUUGGAAUCACAUAAGGAUGUUACGAAAAUUAUGGUAUACCAAUUUCAUUGGUUAAUAAUAAUAGUCCUAUGAGUAAUUAAUUUACUAUAGAUUUGAUUUUUCCUUAAAUUAUAUAGCCGGAAAUAAUAGAGUAAAUGAAAAGUUAAUAGGGAGCUGUAAUAUAAAUAGACACGACAAUUAUAGAUUAGAUUUUUUUGAUUUCUCAAGAAAGCUCUUUAUUAUAGUAAGAUGUUUAAUGUUUAAAAGAAAGCAUUAUUGAUAAUAAUUUAUAAUAAAUUAGUAAUUUAGAUAAUAAUAAAUCAAUUUAAAUAAUAUAAGAUAAAUAUAAAAAUUAAUUUAUUAAUAUUUGGUUAGUCGAAUAGUUUGUUUAUAAAGAUGUUACUAUUAAUAUUGUUAAGUUUUGUGAGUAAGAUAAAAAUUAGUAAGAAGAAGAUAUUCAUUUAGGGAAUAAUGAUAAUAAUUAAGAAAAAUAUAAUAAUAAUAAUAAUGAUGACUCCGAAUAGGGAGAGAAUUAUCAAAAUGAAGAAGAAUAAGUGGAUUUAAAUUAAGAUGAGAGUUAAUAAAAUUAAGGAUCAACAUUAAAUUAAGAAGAUUAAGACGAGAUUAGGCAAUUAAAGGAUAUUAAAAGCGGAAUUUCUGAAAAAUCAAUGCCAAAAAUUAUAAAAAUUCUAUAAAUAAGUUCUUUUAUAAUUUGUUUGGCAUUACUGGGUUUAACGAUUACAGAAUUAAUCUAUAAAAAUUAAUAACAUAAAAUAAUUUAAAAAUCUUUUGAUAUGAAUUUUCAAUCUUUCUAGAGGCCUAGUAGUGUAGCUGAUGUACAUUUUAUUAUUAGAAAAAUGUGGAUAAUAGAUAAUUUAUUUGUUUCUAGUAAUUUUUCAUUAAAUGUUUAUAUUAACUUAGCUUCUUAAGUAUUUUAUUAAUAAAUAUAUUUAUUUUAUUUAUCCAUAAAGUUAAAAAAUAUAAUUAAUUAAUUGAAUGAAAUUCUUUUUAAUGUAUUAAAAUCUAAACUUGAAAUUGAAUAAAACAACUUAAAAUAAUAAUAAAAUUAGUAAGAUUAAGUUAGUUAGUUUAAAUAAUAUUUCUACUAUAUAAAUUUUAACGGAAUGUAUGCUUUAAGAUAGGGUUCAGAGUAAAGUGCUUUGGAAUAUUUUGAUUAUUAUUAUGAUUAAGUAUAGAAAUUCGGUAAAAUAUUUCUUAUUAUUAUGAUUAUUGGAAUUUUUUUUGUGGUUGCUUCUUCGAUGAUUAUUUUGCCAAUGAUUUUUUCGAUUUAAAAAUCAAAUGCGUGUGUUUUGGGAUUUUUUUCAAUUGUUCCAAUUGAAGAAAUAAAGGCAUUUUCACAAAAAUGUGAGAUUUAUUUGAAAAUUUAUAUAGAGAGGAAACCUGAUGAGGCUGAGUAGCAUAAUAUGUUUAUAUAAUAAAAAAGUAAUGAAGAAAUUUAGAAUAAAUAGGUUUAAUAAAAUCUAGAAAUGCCAGAUUAAACUUUUCUUUAGAAUAAAAAUGCUAACAACAUGUCAAUAUUAGACAAAUCAAGUGCAUAAGAAGUCAAUUUUUUGUAAAAAAAUAAAUUUUAAAUACAAAAUGAGAUAAAAAAUAUUAAACCUUUAGAAAAAAUCGAAGAAAAUAAUCUUUAAAUAGACGAAGUGGAAAAUCCGAUAAAAAAAAAUCUCAUUUCAAAAGAUCAUAAUAAGUAUAUAUAAAAAAAUAAAAAAAUAUUUAUAUUUAUUUUAGAAAUAUAACAAUAUUAUAUUUUUCAUUUUUUUCACUAAUUUUAAUUGGUUAUUUUGUUAUAAUUUAUACUAGUUUUGAAAAUGUUUUUUAGAAAAAUUUAAAUGCGAUAUUUUCCCAUAGUAAAUAUAUAAGAAAAAGGCCAUAUUUAUUAAAAUACUAUUAAAUUUUUUUAUAAGAAUCAAUCGUAAAUUGUAAUUUAAUAAAAGAUUUUGGUAAUAUAAUUUUAUAAGAUUAAUACUAAUAAUAUAUUACUGAAAAUGAAAAUUAUAUCAUUAGUACAUAUAAAUAUUAAUUUCCAUCUUAAUAUGACUCUUAUAUAAACUAAUUUGAUUAAAUAAUGUUCCAAAAUGUAUGCAAAGCUGAAUAUUAGUGUAAUCUAUAAGACUAAACUUUAAAUAAAAGCUUAUAAAGAAUAAUUUCUUAAAUUUAAGUUAGUGGGGAAUAAAUAAAGACUUAUAUUUCUUAAUAUUAAUAAAUAAAAGAGAAGAAGAAUAAUAAUAAAUGUUAAAUAGAAGGACUCAAUAAAUAAACUUUUAUUGAAAUUAAUACAAUUAUGGAAUAUAUUAUUAAAGUGA
Molecule: messenger RNA, 4101 nt
Organism: Ichthyophthirius multifiliis
Lineage: Eukaryota; Ciliophora; Oligohymenophorea; Hymenostomatida
Product: PAS domain S-box family protein
Exons: 7
Source: RefSeq, a predicted model, not a curated record